AUGUCAUACAAUCAUCAACCACAACUAUCUGUUAAUUCGGUUCAAUCGUUAGUGGAACCUGUGACUCCGCCUUCAUUGGGGCAAAUGAACAACAAGAGAAACCAUCAAAAAACUCAUUCCUUAGAUCUUUCUGGAUUUAACCAGUUUAUGUCCUCCCAAUAUCCAAUGGCCUUGAUGAAUACUAUAUCUCCAAACAACGGUAAUGUGAACACUAACAACAUGUCGACUUUAAAUAUGCAACAAGGCAACACCUUGCCAUUGAUUGAUGAGUUCGAUAUUUCCAUAAAUAAUUCACAACAUUCUGGUUUGGGAUUAACUGCUUCUGUUACCACUGCUAAUACUGCUGUUAAUGCCGCAAAUUCUUUGAUGUCUAAUCCACCCUCAUCAAGAAAUAUCUCUAACUCAUCAUCAAAUUCUGGUCCUUAUAAUGAGAAUGAUAAGAACCCAGUUGUAAGCAACACUAGUAAUAAUUCUACUUCUUCAUCUAUGAUCGAACUAUCUUCUACCCCAUUAGAAGAUUUGGAUUAUGUCAAAUUAGCAACUGAUCAAUUUGGUUGUCGAUUCUUGCAGAAAAAAUUGGAAUCUAAUGCUGAAUCUGAUAUUGUUAGAGAUUUAAUGUAUGAGCAAAUCAAACCAUACAUCUUGGAUUUGAUCUUGGAUCCCUUUGGUAAUUAUUUGAUUCAGAAGUUAUGUGAUUAUUUAACUACAGCACAAAGAACUGAUAUGAUUCAAUCUAUCUUUCCACAGGUUUUCCAAAUAUCCAUUAACCAAUAUGGUACGCGUUCAUUGCAAAAGAUUAUUGAUACUGUGGAUAGCGAUGUUCAAAUUGAAACAAUUAUUAAGGGUUUCUCCCAAGAAUAUACAUCCAUUCAACAAGUAGUAACUUUAAUUAAUGAUUUAAAUGGGAACCAUGUAAUUCAAAAAUGUAUCUUUAAAUUCCCACCAUCCACAUUUGGUUUUGUCAUUGAUGCCAUUGUGGAGAAAAAUAACAUCAUAACCAUUUCAACUCAUAAACAUGGUUGUUGUGUUCUUCAGAAAUUGUUGAGUGUGUGCACUUUACAGCAAAUCUUCACUAUAUCAGUUAAGAUAAUUCAAUUCCUACCAGGGUUGAUUAAUGAUCAAUUCGGUAACUACAUUAUUCAAUUUUUAUUAGACAUUGAUGACUUAGAUUAUUAUUUGCUUCCUGAAAUUUUUAAAAGAUUAUCAAAUGAACUUUGUCAAUUGUCCUGUUUGAAAUUCUCUUCCAACGUGGUGGAAAAGUUUAUUAAGAAAUUAUUCAGAAAUGUCAAAAAAUACCUUCAAGAAAAUCAAUCCAAUAAUGAUGAAGUUGUUCAAAACUCAAUGAAUAUUCUUUUAUCUAUUGUAGAUAUUUUUACCUUGAAUUUGAAUGUCCUAAUUAGAGAUAAUUUUGGGAAUUAUGCAUUGCAAACACUAUUGGAUGUGAAAAAUUACUCUUUGAUGUUAGACUAUCCAGGCAAUAGCUUCAUUGUUAAUUUGGGGAAGUAUUCCGCAUUUAGUCAUGAAUUCACAUCUAAGAUUAAUAGUCUUAUUAUCCAAACCAAGGAAUUACUCCCAAGUAUUAAAACUACCUCUUAUGCUAAGAAAAUUAAACUAAAGGUAAAGGCUUAUGCUGAAUUGACAGGCUUGGUGUUCCCAGAACUGGCUCCAAAGAAAGUGAAUCAUCAACCUAAGACUCAAUUCUUCAAUAAUUACAACUCAAACAAUGCAAAGAACAAAAAUAUUGAUGCUAAUAUCAAUAAUAAUAAUAGUAGUAUUAAUAAUAAUGGUUCCAAUCCUAAUCACUAUCCAAGACAACAUGCUCGUCACUUUUCUCUGCCAGCUAAUGCCUAUCAUAGGAGAAGUAACAGUUCUGCAUCUUCAUCAAUUCUAAGUCAGCAACAACAACCGGAUCAACAAUCAUCCUCCUCGGUUAGAAGUAGUAUCUUCAAUAACCAAAAUGUUUCACCUUUGAAUUACCAGCAGCAACAACAACAACAAUCCGUGAUGAUGCCAUCUAUUAAUCAGCAGUACGCUUCUCAACCAGCAUUUUCUAUUUCUACAAUGACAAGACCUGCUUCUAACAUGAGUUUACAAUCAGUGCCAACAAAUGUUGGGUAUCAAGGAUCAGCACCUCAACUAUCAGUGCCUCAAAUGUAUUUUAGAUCUGAUAGCAUAAGCGCCGGUAGUAGUAGUAGCACAUUAUAUCAAAAUAAUAAUGUCAACAGUAUCAACAAUAACCCUAACAACAACUUUAAUGAUAUCAUGCCCAAUCCAAUGAUGCAAAAUAUGUCAUUUACUAAUAAUUUUAAAAACGAUGCCAGCGGGUUAACUCAAACUAAUAACAGAGUUAUCAGCAAUCCAUUACCACAACCAGGUUUUUUAGCCAAUAACAACAUCAAUAAUGUAGGUUCUUCCCAGAUGCAAAAUAUGUUUAUGAAUAGUCCUGGUAAUAUCAAUGGACCUGAUUACUCUAAUAAUAACAUUAGAUUCCAAUAA
This is a messenger RNA of Naumovozyma castellii, 2496 nucleotides long. RefSeq names its product Mpt5p (gene MPT5). The transcript has a single exon. The coding region runs from base 1 to 2496 and encodes 831 amino acids. The record is from RefSeq and is a predicted model, not a curated record. NCBI's taxonomy places the organism in Eukaryota, Fungi, Ascomycota, Saccharomycetes, Saccharomycetales, Saccharomycetaceae.